AUGCAGCCCCGGGUACGUUUCAACGCGAAAGCCAGGCGGAGCUCUCAUAAGAAGAGGCAAAACACGGAGGAGCUCCCUGAUCCGAAUGCGACCAUAGUGGUCCCCAAAAGCGAGGCGGAGAAGGAGCACGAGAGGAGAAGACGCUUAAGGGAAGAGAUGCUUGCGGAGUCUAACUCCAAAGCUAGUAGCAAGAAGAAAAAGAGACUGGACAAGUAUAUUGAGAAGAAGCUGAAGCAGGAAGAACGUGUCGAGUUGUUUCAGAAACUAUCGAAGAGUCAGGCUCAAGGGACGUCUGGUCUCAACCUGCAGUCCUCUGCAACUCUUGGCACUGGUCACCCAAUCACUCACCGGCAGCGUUUGGAUGAGCAAGAAGACAAGGAAGUCAGACGAGCCAUGGACGGGAGAGCCGGAACGACCAAACGACGUCGCCAAAACGCCCUUGCAUCGUCCGCAUACCCGAGCGAUCCGGAGGCCAGUGGGGAUGACAUGGACGUAGAUGUUGGCGGUGGCGUCCUGUCAAGAACUGAGGAGAUGGAAGACGUGCCCGAGGGCUUGUCGCGAUCAAAGCCCGUCGUAAUCGUGGACUCCGGGUUCUCCACGGCUGUACAAGACGAUGAGUUAGACGAGACGUCGUCUGCACCCGUGGCCGUGGGCAGCGCCCUGAAACGCAACGCGGAUGGCUCAUUUAUCGCACCAAAGGUCUUCAAGAGGCAACCUCGCAAUGCCAAGGGCGUGUUCGGCACGUGGAAGACCAAAUCCACGAGAAGAGGACCUACGGAGCCAGACUCCGACACUUCGUUCGACAGUUCUGAUUCGGCUUUCGAUCCAGAUGAAGAACAUGACGAUGCCUCAGACUCGGAGGGCGAGCGCGGGAGCUCCGAAGAUUCUUCUUCAUCUGCGGAUGAGGAAGGCGAAGACACAUCCGCGAAAACGCUUGAAGAGGAGCCGCAGGACAACAAGCGCAAACGUCUGGGCUUCAAGGAAUGGGCAGUCACACAACUUAGCGCAGCUAAGGGCUAUGUUGCACCUCCAUCUCGUGAAGAUACGUCAGAAGUACCCCCGGAGAAUCUCGAGCAUCCGCCACCACCGAAGAAGAAGCGGAAGAAGACUAUUCCAGACGGACCUACGGAGAUGCGUGGUCCUCUUGGCGAAGUUCUGCAACUACCGAAAACUUCCCUCGCCGAGCAUAUUCAGAAGACAGCUUCUGAUUCUUCGGGGAGAGGCGCAAAAGGACGCAAGGCUAUUGCAGUCUCUCGUCCAUCAGAUGUCGAGGAAGCGAGAUUACUCCUCCCAAUCGUCUCGGAAGAGCAGCCGAUCAUGGAGGCAAUUUUGCUCAACUCUGUUGUGGUCAUAUGCGGUGAGACUGGAAGCGGGAAGACCACUCAAGUUCCUCAAUUCUUGUACGAAGCCGGCUUUGGAACACUGGGAAGCGACAACCCAGGAAUGAUAGGCGUGACCCAACCAAGACGAGUGGCCGCAAUGUCGAUGGCAUCUCGUGUCGCUCACGAGUUGUCCUUGACAUCCACCAAGGUCUCUUACCAGAUCCGAUACGACGCAACAGUAUCAUCGUCGACAGUCAUCAAGUUUAUGACUGACGGUGUCCUCUUGCGGGAGUUGGCGACGGACUUUCUUCUCAACAAGUACUCCGUUAUCAUCAUCGAUGAAGCCCACGAGCGGAGCAUGAACACAGAUAUUCUUAUAGGCGUUCUCAGCCGUGUGGUCAAAUUACGCGAGGAAAUGUGGAAAGAGGGCAAGGACGAAAUCAAGCCUCUACGGCUUAUCAUCAUGUCAGCCACUCUACGAGUUUCCGACUUUGCGGAAAACACGGCUUUGUUCUCGUCGCCUCCGCCAAUCAUCAACGUACCCGCUCGACAACAUCCCGUUACCGUCCACUUCAGUCGUCGCACCUCUUCGGAUUACGUAUCUGAGGCGAUCAAGAAGACCUGCAAGAUUCACUCUCGGCUGCCUCCGGGUGGUAUCCUCAUUUUCCUCACUGGUCAAAAUGAGAUUACCGGUGUUUGUAGAAAGUUGGAGGCGAGAUACGGGAAGAAGGCGCUUGAGGAGCGGAAGAAGUCCAGACAGUCUCUUCAAUCUCGACUGAGUUCGCUCGCAACCAAGUUGGGAGAAGACAGUGAUAAGGGUCGCACCGUCGCACCAGCGCAUGCCGACCAAGCGGAUGAAGCCCUUGCUUUCGACGUUGAUGGAGAGGUUGACGCUGAAGCGCUGGAAUCCGAUGACGAGGAUGGAAAUGAUGAGCUGGGGAUCGACACUGAAGAGUCAGACGUUCCGAUGCAUAUUGUCCCGCUCUAUGCCCUCCUACCAAGUGAGAAGCAGAUGCAAGUAUUUCAGCCCCCUCCAGAAGGGACUCGGCUCGUUGUCGUCUCCACCAACGUCGCCGAAACCUCUCUCACCAUCCCGGGCAUCCGCUACGUCGUCGACUGCGGGCGCGCCAAAGAGCGGCGGUACGACGUUGCGAACGGCAUCCAAGCUUUCCAAGUCAGCUGGACAUCCAAGGCCUCCGCCGCACAACGCGCCGGCCGCGCGGGACGUACCGGCCCAGGCCACUGCUACCGCCUGUACUCGUCCCCACUGUUUGAGCACUACUUCGAGCAGUUCGCGCAGCCCGAGAUCCUCCGUAUGCCCAUCGAGGGUGUCGUCCUUCAGAUGAAGAGCAUGCACAUCGAUGCCGUCGUCAACUUCCCGUUCCCAACUCCCCCGGACCGCACCAGCCUGCAGAAGGCCGAGAGGGUCCUCACUCAUCUUGCGGCCCUUGCCCCGGCCGCGGGUGGACUCAAGGUCGGCGGGGCCAUCACGGACGUUGGGCGGACGAUGGCGCUGUUCCCGCUUUCGCCCCGCUUCUCGCGUAUGCUCGUGAGUGGCCGACAGCACGGCUGCCUGCCGUAUGUCAUCGCGAUCGUGUCCGCGUUAGAAGAAGCGCUGGAAAAGGAAAAGGAAUCGGACGAUGAAGACGAAGACGACGAAGAGCUCCGCCAUCUGACCGGCGAUGCUGCCCGCGCGAAGGAGCUCCAUUCGGCCUUGGGAAACUCGACGAGCGAUAUCCUGCGCAUCCUUUCAGUGGUUGGAGCGUACGAAUAUGCAGGUGGUGGACACAAGUUCUGCGAAGAGCACUUUGUUAGGCCGAAGGCGAUGGAAGAGAUCCAUAAACUCCGUGCGCAGAUCAGCUCUAUCGUGCAAACCAACUUCCCCGAUAUCUCUACCGGCUUCGAGUCAAACAUACCCCCGCCCUCCCCUCUCCAACUCAAGGUGCUCCGUCAGCUCGUCGCCGCCGGCUUCAUCGACCAGAUCGCCGGUCGCACGGAGGGUGCCGGGACGCAAUACACGACCGCGCGGGGCGUCGCGUACCGUGCGCUCGGCAUCCCCGACGAGGAUGUUUUCCUCCACCCAUCGUCGGUGCUCGCGGGUGGGUCGCCGCCGGAGUACGUAACAUAUCUCGAGGUCGUGAGGACGAGCAGGGUCUAUCUCAAAGGCCUCACCGUCGUCAACCCCGCCUGGCUGUCCGCGCUGGGCAAGGCCCUCUGCACGUACUCGAAGCCGGUCACGAACAAGCACGGCGAGCGAGUCGUCGUCCCGCGCUUCGGCCCGCACGGCUGGGAGCUCCCGCCGAUCAAGGAGACCGAGGCGGCCAAGUCGACGUGA
Epithele typhae is the source of this 3657-nucleotide messenger RNA. Its product is annotated as P-loop containing nucleoside triphosphate hydrolase protein. NCBI's taxonomy places the organism in Eukaryota, Fungi, Basidiomycota, Agaricomycetes, Polyporales, Epitheliaceae. The coding region runs from base 1 to 3657 and encodes 1218 amino acids. The record is from RefSeq and is a predicted model, not a curated record. Gene Ontology annotation, biological process: maturation of SSU-rRNA from tricistronic rRNA transcript (SSU-rRNA, 5.8S rRNA, LSU-rRNA). Gene Ontology annotation, molecular function: ATP binding; RNA binding. The transcript is spliced from 16 exons. Gene Ontology annotation, cellular component: nucleolus; intracellular anatomical structure.